Cynara cardunculus var. scolymus (artichoke) is the source of this 1153-nucleotide messenger RNA. RefSeq names its product phosphatidylinositol/phosphatidylcholine transfer protein SFH3-like. Bases 82 to 1077 code for a protein of 331 amino acids. NCBI's taxonomy places the organism in Eukaryota, Viridiplantae, Streptophyta, Magnoliopsida, Asterales, Asteraceae. The transcript is spliced from 11 exons. The record is from RefSeq and is a predicted model, not a curated record.
UGAAGUCAAUUUGUGAGUUUUCUUCGCAAAACCAUCUGAUACGCUUCUCUUGGUUUGGAACAACCAUAAUUAAGCUAACUAAUGGGUGUUGUUUCACACGAAGCAAUCAAUCAGUUCAAGGUCUUGAUGGACCAAGUUGAUGAGCCUCUGAAAAGAACAUUUCAGAAUGUUCAUCGGGGAUAUAAAGUCGAAACUUUGGAGCGAUUUUUGAAAGCUAGAGACGGGGUUGUCGCCAGAGCCCACAAGAUGUUGGUAGAUAGCUUACACUGGAGGCUGCAGAAUGGUAUCGAUGACAUAUUAUCUAAACCCAUAGCUCCUGCUAGUUUUUACCGAGGAGUGCGUGAUUCUCAGCUGAUAGGAGUGUCUGGUUAUACAAGAGAGGGCCUUCCGGUAUUUGCUAUUGGUGUAGGUCUCAGCACGUACGACAAAGCAUCUGUCCACUACUAUGUGCAAUCACAUAUUCAAAUUAAUGAAUAUCGAGAUCGUGUAAUAUUGCCUGCUGCAACAAAAAAAUAUGGAAGAUAUAUCGGCAAGUGCGUGAAGGUUUUAGAUAUGAGCGGCCUGAAACUUUCUGCAUUGAACCAGAUAAAGCUGCUCACAGCUAUCUCUACUAUUGAUGACCUCAACUAUCCGGAGAAGACGGUCACAUAUUAUAUAGUCAAUGUUCCAUACAUAUUCUCGGCUUGUUGGAAGGUUGUAAAACCCCUUUUGCAGGAGCGGACGAAGUUAAAAGUUCACGUCUUGCAAGGAUGUGGCCGUGAUGAACUGUUGAAGAUAAUGGACUAUUCUUCCCUGCCUCAUUUUUGUCGUGGCUCGUCGCGCCGUUCUGAUGAUACAACUGUAGAUUGCUUCUCGUUUGACCAUCCUUUUCAUCAAGAACUAUACAGAUACAUCAAGAAGCAAUCUGGGACUCGUGAACCUACAAAACCACUGAAGCAAGGGUCGGUACACGUGGAAGUGCCCUUGGCAGACCCGAAAAAGGCAGAGUUGUGCAGAACCUUGGAAUCUGAAUGGAAAAAGUUUCAAAGCCAAGAUGGUCUUACCAGUCGUGUACAUGAUAUUAAAAUCAGUGAUUAGAAUGUGCUAACAUAGCUGUAAUGAUCAUAAAGCCGUAUGUUUGGCCUUGUAAUUUGAUGUGUUUUCUGGUUCUUAA